Messenger RNA from Anopheles coustani, 1523 nucleotides. Its product is annotated as arrestin domain-containing protein 17-like. Gene Ontology annotation, biological process: protein transport. Gene Ontology annotation, cellular component: cytoplasm. NCBI's taxonomy places the organism in Eukaryota, Metazoa, Arthropoda, Insecta, Diptera, Culicidae. The record is from RefSeq and is a predicted model, not a curated record. The transcript has 4 exons. The coding region runs from base 1 to 1242 and encodes 413 amino acids.
AUGGCUCCGUCUCCUGCGUGUUCGAUUUCCUUCGACGAGAAUCAUCAUGGAGUGUUCUUCGCCGGGCAAAGGCUAUCCGGCACGGUGGACAUUGUGCUACCGAAGCAGAAGAAGGUGAAAGGAGUGUUGCUUAAGAUAACCGGACUUGGGUGCGUCCGAUGGACGGAAACGUACGGAACUGGAACCACGGUCAUGUUCAGUGGCCGUGAGGACUUUCUCACGCACACUUUGGAUUUGGUGCGUGCCGAGUCUGAAGAUCCGAUUGAGCUCCCACCUGGGCGACAGAUCUAUCGAUUCUCGAUCGUGCUCCCGAACACGCUUCCGACGUCGUUCGAGGGUGACUAUGGCUACAUCCGCUAUACGGUCCGGGUCAUCUUCGAGCGGCCGUGGAAAAUCGAUCUGACCUACAAGAUCGCCUUCACCGUGGUGAACCAGCUCAACCUGAACAGCGUCACACCGCCACUGAACGUGGCCGUGGUGCAGGAGCACAUCAAGCGGUUCAGCUGCGGACCGUGCCGGUCGGCGCCGCUCACCAUCAACGUCAUGCUGCCGAUGACCGGCUACGUGCCGGGUCAGUUCAUUCUCGUCACGGUGGACGUGUCGAACCAGAGCGGCAAAUGCAUCACGGAGAUGAAGCUCAAGCUACGCCGGCAGGUGCAGUACCGGAGUAAAAGUCCCUACGAGCAGGAGAAGUCCGUCUACUGCACGCUGGCCAAGUACCAGUGCAGUGGCGUGGAUGCCCGCGGAUCGGCCGGUUACGAAAGGCGGUUUCUAGUUCCUCCGGAACCCCCCACACGGAACGACACCAUCAUUCGGAUAGCGUAUUUCGUGGAGGUGACGGCGAGGGUCGUCGGGAUGGCCUGCAGCCCGUCCGUGCGUGUUCCGGUGACGAUCGGGACCGUGCCGCUGAGGAACCUCAACAAAACCCAACAGCGUGCCUCCAUCGUCGAGGCGCACCUCACGACGGCUUCCACCAUCAGCAGAAAGACCCUGCACGGGAGCGUGCAGUCACUCAAGAUUCCACACACAUUCGAGAAAGCCACCGGCGGCAAAGAAGUCAGCAUUCACGAUGACGAUGUUCCGCCGACGCUCGGCGCGGAACCAUUCGCACCUCGCUAUCCAAUGUUCCAGUUCGACGCCGAUAACAUACCGAUCACGCAUGGGAAACCGACCGCCAUCGCUCAUGCUCCCACGACGAAGAACGCCACCGGCAAUGACAACACAACGGAAGCCGAUGCAUAAGGGAUAAGCGUGAAUACUGAAGAGCUUCCUAUCUAUCCAUCGUCGUCAUGUUUAUUCGGUGAGUUGCGUUUGCCCGAUAACAAGGUUCGAUCUAGUCAAGUAAAGGGCAGUCCGAGCAAAUGAAGGGAGACACUUUCCCAGUGCGUCACGCUACGUGUACUGACAAUCUCUUGUAAUAACAUAACAUAUCGUCAUUCUAACGACAAUAAGAUAACAUUUGUAUCAGUUUGUUUUCUUGAUACUAUUCAUCGUUUCUGCAAUAAAAAUUUGAUAGAUGCAAA